GGAGCGGAGCGGAGCGGGGCGGAGGAGCGCGGCCAUGGCGGCGGCCCCGGCGGAGGCCGAGACCCGGCAGCGGCUGCUGCGCACCGUCAAGAAGGAGGUGAAGCAGAUCAUGGAGGAGGCGGUGACGAGGAAGUUCGUGCAUGAGGACAGCAGCCACAUCAUCUCCUUCUGCGCUGCUGUGGAAGCCUGUGUCUUGUACGGCUUGAAGCGGAGGGCGGCAGGGUUCCUGCGCAGCAACAAGAUAGCAGCUCUGUUCAUGAAGGUGGGCAAGAGCUUUCCUCUGGCAGAGGAGCUUUGCAAGAAGGUGCAGGACCUGGAGCAGCUCAUCGAGAAUGCACGAAAUCAAGUUCAGAGCAUCCCAGAGAACGUGCGCAAGAUGCCGAAGCUGCCCAACCUGUCUCCUCAGGCCAUCAAACACCUCUGGAUCCGCACAGCCCUCUUUGAAAAGGUCUUGGAUAAAAUCGUGCAUUACUUAGUAGAGAACAGCAGUAAGUACUAUGAGAAAGAAGCUCUCCUGAUGGAUCCUGUGGAUGGACCAAUUCUCGCAUCUUUAUUGGUGGGUCCCUGUGCACUGGAGUACACCAAGAUGAAGACAGCCGACCACUUCUGGACAGACCCCUCAGCCGACGAGCUGGUUCAGAGGCACCGGAUCCACAGCUCGCACUGCCGGCAGGACUCGCCCACCAAGCGCCCGGCGCUCUGUAUUCAGAAAAGGCAUUCGAGCGGCAGUAUGGAUGACCGGCCAUCGCUGUCUGCCAGGGACUACGUGGAGUCGCUGCACCAGAAUUCCCGGGCCACGCUCUUGUAUGGCAAAAACAAUGUCCUGGUGCAGCCACGAGACGACAUGGAGGCGAUCCCAGGAUACUUGUCCCUUCACCAGACUGCCGACAUCAUGGCGCUGAAGUGGACUCCCAACCAGCUGAUGAAUGGCUCCGUGGGGGAUCUGGACUAUGAGAAGAGCGUGUACUGGGACUAUGCCAUGACUAUUCGCCUGGAGGAGAUCGUCUAUUUGCACUGCCACCAGCAAGUAGACAGCGGUGGAACAGUUGUCUUGGUGAGCCAGGAUGGGAUCCAGAGGCCUCCGCUGCGGUUCCCCAAAGGAGGGCACUUGCUGCAGUUCCUGUCCUGCCUGGAGAACGGCCUCCUGCCCCAUGGGCAGCUGGACCCACCCCUCUGGUCACAACGGGGAAAGGGGAAGGUGUUUCCCAAGCUGAGGAAGCGAAGUCCCCAGGGCUCCUCCGAGUCUGCAUCCGACAAGGAAGAUGACGAAGCCACAGAUUAUGUUUUCAGAAUAAUCUACCCAGGGACGCAGUCUGAAUUCGUUACCAUUAAUGGUAAUUUUCACCCAUUCCUUGCGUCUGUGAUCUCCAUCACUGCUGGGAGAAGGAAGACUGCAAGGACUCCGGCUGCAGGCAGGACGGUGGUGAUCCACAAACGGUCUCCGAAUCUCUCCACCACAUCCCAACCCCGGCUUGUGGCUCUGGGGGCCACUCAGCAUCAGUUGCCCCAGGACCUGAUGGACGCGCAGGGUGCUGGCCUGCCUCCCAUGUGGCAACCCAACACCCGCAAGUCCUCCUGCUCCUCCUGCUCUCAGAGCGGCUCCUCUGAUGGCGGGCCGUCCAACGGCUGCAGCCACGAAAGAGCUCCACUGAAGCUCCUGUGUGACAAUAUGAAGUACCAGAUCCUCUCCCGGGCUUUCUAUGGCUGGCUGGCCUAUUGCAGACACCUCUCCACGGUGCGAACCCACCUCUCGGCCCUGGUUAACCACAACAUCGUGUCUCCUGAUGUGCCCUGCAAUGCUAGCUCGGGCCUGACUGUGGACAUAUGGCAGAAGUACCUGGAGGACAGCACGAGCUAUGAGGACCAGGAGCUGCUGCGGCUGAUCUACUAUGGUGGGAUCCAGCACGAGAUCAGGAAGGCUGUCUGGCCCUUCCUUUUGGGCCACUACCAGUUUGGGAUGACAGAAGCAGAAAGGAAAGAGGCCGACGACCAGAUCCGCACCUGCUACGAGCACACCAUGGCGGAGUGGCUGGGCUGCGAGGCCAUCGUCCGGCAGAGGGAGAAGGAAUCGCACGCGGCAGCCCUGGCCAAGUGCUCCUCUGGGGCCAGUCUGGACUCCCACAUUCAGAGGAUGAUGCACAGAGAUUCGACCAUCAGCAACGAGUCUUCGCAGAGCUGCAGCUCCGGCCGACAGAAUCACGCCCGGCUGCAGAGCGACUCCAGCUCCAGCACGCAGGUGUUUGAAUCGGUGGAUGAGGUGGAACAGACUGAAGCAGAUGCUCAGCUGGAAGAUGGAAAACAAAGCAAGAUCCCCAACGGGAACGUUCCCAAUGGCACGUGUUCGCCUGAUUCUGGCCAUCCCUCUUCCCAGAACUUCUCCAUUGCGUCGGGAUUCUCGGAGCGCAGCUUCAGCAACGAGGACAGCGCCCUGGAAACCAACAAGUCCUCAGCCAGUCGCAAGGGAAGGCUGGGGGGGUCCGACGCGACAGCCCCGCAGGACCUGGAUGGGGCUGCACAGGAGGAAAAGCUGCAGGGUCAGGACAGCCUGGAAGGUGAAUUUCCUACCGGUGGAAGCCUGGACUUCGUUCCUGUCGGGGAGGGCUCAGCAGGGGUCCUGCGUGGGCGUGACGCUGUGGCCCUGACGGUGGUAGAGAGCUGGGCAGACAGUGAGGCUGAAAAGCAAAGCUUGGUGGAGAGUGAAGAUAACCUCUCUGAGGAGCCAGAGAUGGAGAGCUUGUACCCGCAGCUGGAUUCCCUGGCUGUGGCGGAUCUGGCCAACAGCGAAGCAUCUCCUGUCUCCUCAACGGGUGUCACCUACUCUCCAGAGCUACUGGACAUGUACACAGUGAACCUGCACCGCAUUGAGAAGGACGUGCAGCGGUGCGACCGCAACUACUGGUACUUCACCCCCGCCAACCUGGAGAAGCUGCGCAACAUCAUGUGCAGCUACAUCUGGCAGCACAUCGAGAUUGGCUACGUGCAGGGGAUGUGUGACCUGCUGGCCCCUCUCCUGGUCAUCCUGGACGACGAGGCUCUGGCUUUCAGCUGUUUCACUGAGCUCAUGAAAAGGAUGAAUCAGAAUUUCCCCCAUGGGGGGGCCAUGGACACCCACUUUGCUAACAUGAGAUCCCUGAUCCAGAUUCUGGACUCUGAGCUCUUCGAGCUGAUGCACCAGAAUGGUGAUUACACUCAUUUCUACUUCUGCUACCGAUGGUUUCUCCUCGACUUCAAGAGAGAGCUGGUGUACGAUGAUGUGUUCGCCGUCUGGGAGACCAUCUGGGCAGCUGCACACGUUUCCUCCACACACUAUGUGCUCUUCAUAGCCCUGGCUUUGGUGGAAAUGUACCGGGACAUAAUCUUGGAGAACAACAUGGAUUUUACAGACAUCAUCAAAUUUUUCAAUGAAAUGGCCGAGCGGCACAACACCAAGCAGAUCCUGAAGCUGGCUCGGGACCUUGUGUACAAAGUCCAGACUUUGAUCGAGAACAAGUGAAGGACGUGGAGAAGACGAGGCAUCCAGACAAAGAGCCGGGACUCCCCUUCAAUGCUUCCUCUCCCUCUCCUUUUUCGUGACGUGCCACGCCUGUGGAAGGAAGGUAGUUGGACACAUGCUGCUGUCUAAGCCGGAGGUAGCCCCAGCUCUCCCAGUGCUGUGUGCAGUGUUAGGUCUGGGGGCCCUGGCUCAGAUCUUCGCAGCAUUCUCCAGUGACUUAACCAAAGAUCUGUACAAUCGCAUUUUAUUGCUAAAGACUUCUUUGGAAGCAGGACCAGGCAGUCGCUUCCUUGCCUCGCCGCAGCAGAGGUGCGGCACGUGGGUUAGCACCGCGGCUGCAGGGGCAGCUGCCAGCAUCCCAGGUCGGAGCUGGGGGUCUGGGAGAGCUGGGCUGCCAGCCCCCCGGGGCUGACGGGCUCUACAGCCUUUGUUGGGAGGAAAUCGAGCUGCUUCCUUCGACAGCCCUUACCGUGGCACGGGGAAGCUGGCCAGCCCUGCAAGCCCAGGCAGGACAGGGAUGCUGCCAGUACUCAGUUUCUUACAAUCGUUAUGAGGCUCUGCCAGUAACAGAGGGACUUCGAUCACAGGAAUUCCUCCUCUUUUGACCUUGUCCCUUGAUGCAUAGCAUUUCCUUUAGUGUUUUUAGGUCUCCGUUCUCUCCCUGGGAUUUUUACCUUGUUUGUUACUACAAUAUCUGAGCACACAGGAGUUUUGUCUGGGGAUGGAUUUUCGGAAGAGCUCCAAAGUCAGCAUUGGGUUUCUCUUCCAAAAUCCAGCCUCUGUAACACACUCUGAACACUGAAAAAUCUGGUCCUAGCCUCAUCUGGGAGCUCUAGACCUGAGGUUUUUGUAUCUGCCUUACUCUAGCUGCUUGUGUUAGCAGUCUGGUCUCCUGAUCGUUCUUCUGCAACCCAUGUUAAGGGAGAGCUCCUUGGAAGGCACGUCAGAGCUCCUGACUUAAGUGACUGUCCUGACUUUUCCCUCGGAAGGUGCCUGUCUCUUCCUCUGUUAAUCAAAAGACCAGCUGCUUACAUCUAACCAGUGCAAACAAUCCCCUUGGUGCCUGCAGGUUUUCUGUGUGCUUAUGGGGCUGGUUGCAAAGCCCUCUAAGUCCACUGAAAGUCUCCGGUUAGGUCCUGGUGGGCUGCUUUCACCCGUGAAGGACCAAAUAGGCCAAGGUCCCUGAGUGGUCUUUGCUUUUGGAAGAUGCACUUCUGUGGCCACCUUUCCUGCAGUGGCUCUCCAGCAUCGCACCCCUGGAGCACGCUGCAUGAAGUGCCUCUCCAGCACUACCAGCGUGAGAGCUGAGCUUCUGUGCCGUGCCGUGGCUGUGUUACGGAGGGUUUGGAUUCAUUUCUCAACUCAGGUAAAAAAAAAAAUAAAAUAAAAAAAAAAAAAGGAGAAGGAGAAGUGUAGGUUAUUGGCAGGCCGAGUUCAGCCAGAGGGAGAUUUGCCAUGGCCACAGAAAGCUGCCGUGAAGGUGUGCUUUCAGCAGCAGGGAAGAUGCUAGGCUGUAGCUCUCUAUAAAGGUACUUCUCUCAAGUUUUGCUGCAAAAAUCUGUGUUCCCCCUCCAUGUAAUGUGUGACUCGUGUGUGCUGUCCUCCUCCCCUCUGCAAGGUAAGGACCUCCUGCUCUUCUCUCGCUGAUGGAGCGCUGCUCGCCAGCAGGGAAGAGGGGCCCUUCCCUUCCGUGGGACAUCUGUGCUGGUGUACUCUGUAUUUACUUGUGGCAUGUGUUAGAUGUUGCUUGAACAGAAAAGAUGUACAAGGUUGCAGAAGAGAGAACUUGCUUCAGAGACGUUCUGCAGUUGUGGUGAAGCAGUUUAAGUCAGCUACUCUUUCUGCAACGCUGGGACACAGAGCUCCCAGCUAUGAAAAGUAGGGAACAGUGCAUGCCAACAUCUGCAGGGAAGAGGACUGCAGCAGGGGGUGAGAGUGAUGGGGAGAGCCUUUCAUUUCUUAUAAAGCCAACAAGGAAAAGGUAUUACCGACAGUCUAGGUAGGAAAUUAUUUGAAGAAGUUUUUUUGCAUGAAACCUCCAAGGAGUGCUUGGUCUGCAGUCUGUGGUAGCACAGGAAACAAAAGCAGUUGAGCUUUGAAUCUGCAAGUUUCCGUGGGAUUCUCUCACUUUUCCAUAAAGCAGGAAGCUCGUGCACUCCCUACCAGCCUGUUCCGGCUCUGUCUAGGUCUUGGGACAGGCAAACAUCUGCCUGCGUAACCUCUUCCAAAGGGGAAGGGAAAGUGCUCUGCCCUUCCCUCUCUGAGGGAUGAGAACCAAUGGGUUAACUGAAACACACAGUCCUAACAAGCAACAUCGAUGACACUUUUAUCUUUCAGGCUUCUGUUUUUCUUUUCUUGGUUUUUAAACAAAAACAGCCAAGAAAAUCUGCACAAUAUUUGCUGUCUGUAUUAACUGAGAGUGUCUUUGGGCCGCUCAAUAGCAGUGUUUUUUGAAUAACUUCUGGGGG
This is a messenger RNA of Cygnus olor (mute swan), 5961 nucleotides long. It is a transcript of the gene SGSM1, whose product is annotated as small G protein signaling modulator 1. The record is from RefSeq and is a predicted model, not a curated record. Gene Ontology annotation, biological process: activation of GTPase activity. NCBI's taxonomy places the organism in Eukaryota, Metazoa, Chordata, Aves, Anseriformes, Anatidae. Gene Ontology annotation, molecular function: GTPase activator activity.